This is a messenger RNA of Saccoglossus kowalevskii, 671 nucleotides long. RefSeq names its product indolethylamine N-methyltransferase-like. Lineage: Eukaryota; Metazoa; Hemichordata; Enteropneusta; Harrimaniidae. Gene Ontology annotation, molecular function: N-methyltransferase activity. The record is from RefSeq and is a predicted model, not a curated record. Gene Ontology annotation, cellular component: cytosol.
GCGUUUUCACUGGUCCACGGUUACUUGAAAUUGGAGGUGGUCCUAUCAUCAUGUAUGUGGCAGCUGCUUGUACAAGAUUUCCAGAAAUCAUUUUUUCUGAAUAUUCGGAGCAGAGUCGUCAAUCUGUGAAAUGUUGGAUUGAAAACGACAAGCAUGCAUUUGACUGGAGUCACAGAAUCAAGUAUAUAUGCACAUUGGAAGGAAAUGGAGACAAGUGGCAAGAGCGUAGUGAAAAUCUACGAUGCUCUAUCAAAGAAAUAGUCCAUUGUGAUGUGCAUGUCGAUAAUCCAUUAGCUCCGAAUCAAUAUGAUCCAUUUGAUGCUAUUGUGACUGCACUGUGUUUGGAGGCUGCCUGUCCAGAUAAGGCUUCAUACAGUAAUGCUAUGAGAAAUGUGGCCAGUCUUCUAAAACCUGGAGGUGUGUUAUUCUUAUGUGGGGUAUUGAAUCAAUCAUUCUACGCUGUUGGCGCCAAUAAGUAUUGGACUUUAUCGAUUGAUGAAGUAUUUAUAAAAAGUGCAAUGACAGACGCCGGAUUUAUAGAUAUAGAGAGCAGUGUUAUUCCAGCACCUAAUCCUGAUGGAAACAAUGUGUCAGAUUUUGGUGGUUUGAUUUAUAUAACAGCAAAAAAAAAUGGUCAGAACACAAUAGAAAAUGAAUCAGCACACGAAUGA